CGCACCGAAAGGCUCACAGGCAUGCCUCAAACUCUCUACCAGUUCGGCAUCAACCCAGCAAAACCUUCCUCCAAAGCCCUCACUCCAAAAGUAAUCGCCACAAGCGAAGAGAUCAAGAUCCUAUGGUCCUCAUGGUGUGAUCUAAUUUACAUGACCACCAAUACCUCUGAAGUCCGCACCAUAAUCUACAGCGGCACAAGUCUCAGCCCCGCUCAGCAGGACGACUUCGCUUCUCCGCAUUCCAUAAUCAAUCAGGCACUCGCAGACCCAACAUGUCGUCUGACUUUCUUCGGCAGCACAAUGCAUGAUGGGGUACGCGGCUAUAUCUGUAAUCGGCGGCUCAGGAUUUUCAGUACGCCAGCUGAACAAACUGGAUUUGAGCAGGACAUCGGAACAUGGGAUUUUCUCGCGUCACCAGUCGGGGAGAUCAGGGUGUGCAGAGACGAUUCGGUGCUUGUUUCUCUGCCUCCAUGCACACAUGAAAUCAGAGAGGCGAGCGCUCAUGGCAACAUCGCCACUAUGCCGCAUCUCAAAUAUCUCGGCAGUCGCUAUGCAACGAGCGAGUCAAUUCACCAUGUGGCCGACAUCAUGCCAACCCAACUCGUGGUCAACGCAACGACAGCGACAGCCCUUUCACAAUCUGGCCAACUCUACACACGUACAACUGACCCGCGCUACCCUUCCACCUUAGGUCGUCCGUACACAGGAGCGUUGACCUUCGACCCUGUGCCCUACCUGGUAGAAUUGCGCAUGACGAAGAUAGCAUCUGGUGGCUACAUAACUGCAGCGAUCAGUGAAGAUGGAGAGUUGUUUCUUUGGGGCCAGUCAAAUCCGGGCACAGACGGGGAUUUGGGAGUGUUGCAUAGACUGGACUACAACACCGAUGCUUCGGUGAGCAAGGAAACUGCCAUCUGGGGUGAUAAUUUGCAGGGUGAAGACGUGAAGUGCUUGAACAUACACAUCGAUGGGAGAGACGCAUCAGCAUAUGAUGUUGCCGUAGGGUACGGUCAUGUCCUCGUUGCAGCAAAGGAUGAGACUGGCGAGCAAGCGGUGUUCACCUCCGGCUGUGGAGCCGAAGGUCAGCUGGGCAUUGGCAGGUCAGUUGAGUUUAAAGAAGAAUUCGGGGAGGUUGUAGCUAUAAGAACGAAGCGUGUGGUACAGCUGGCAGCAGGGGGCUGGUCCAGCUUUAUCGUCACAGAAGACUGCACGAAAAUGUGAGAAAUGCUGGAAUUGGAAAGAUGCGCAACUAGAAUGUCGAAGGAGGAUGUUCUCAGGCUGGCCACAUCGGAGCAUGUCAGCGCCUAACCAGAUCAGAAAAAGGCGUCUGUUCCAGCACGUGCUGCCUUUGUACCCUAAACUCUGAGAUAACAUCAGCCGACAGUUCGAGGAGGAUCAUCGCGAUGGAGUAGCCCUUGCUGUUGUAGCAAUGUAAGUGGACACACUACCUCGAAUGUCG
Molecule: messenger RNA, 1456 nt
Organism: Didymella exigua CBS 183.55
Lineage: Eukaryota; Fungi; Ascomycota; Dothideomycetes; Pleosporales; Didymellaceae
Exons: 1
Coding region: 22-1218 (398 amino acids)
Source: RefSeq, a predicted model, not a curated record